Fimicolochytrium jonesii is the source of this 3490-nucleotide messenger RNA. RefSeq lists its product as uncharacterized. The coding region runs from base 182 to 3382 and encodes 1066 amino acids. NCBI's taxonomy places the organism in Eukaryota, Fungi, Chytridiomycota, Chytridiomycetes, Spizellomycetales, Powellomycetaceae. The transcript has 13 exons. The record is from RefSeq and is a predicted model, not a curated record.
AUACCUACCCGACUCAAUACCAAGGCAUUCAUUCAACACAGCCUGGGCUGAGCACAUCGAUCCGCUUAAAAGCAGAGGAGUGAGACUAAUCCCCGCACCUGCCCCAAAUCGUUAUCCUAUGAUCUAUACAUCGAUCUAGUCCUAUUCGCAACUUCCACUCGCAAUCCCCCACAUCUCCAUCAUGAAAACCUUCUACCUAUGCAUCGCCGUCGCCCUCCUCAGCGCCAGCACAGCCGUCGCUCAGCCGCGCCACCGCGGGGCGCCCCAGCCCAUCCGGAACAUGUUGCGCCCAGACAUGCGGGUCCUGCCCGUCAACACCGACAAAGACGCCCCCCCGCAAGAUGAUAAGACGGGAAGCGUUAAGCGCCGUGACGGCAGCGGCCUUCUCCCGGAUACCUCGGCGUUGCCGGGUGGGAAGGGCUGGACGAGCCUUGUGAGGCAUGAGUGUGGUGGGGGGUUUGAGUUUGCGCCGAAUCUACCGAUCGGGUUCAAUAUUGAUGUGCCAUCUAUCGAACGGGGUUUGAGCGCUGCUGUGAAACGAGCCAAGAAGCGUGCAAAGUGCCGAUGCCCAACUCUGUCCGACGACGACUAUGACCUCCUCUUCGACCCAAUGACAGCCUGGCUAAACGCCGUCGGCAACACCACCGAGCCCACCACCCAAUGCCCCGGCCAGUUCCCCGUCAACCUCCUCGACUUCGCCAAGGCCUACGACUUUAUCAACUGGCCCACAACCUGCACGCUCGCGGGCUGGCGCUCCACGUCCAAAUGCACGCUCCAACAGACCUUCCCAGCCAUGUCGGUCUCCAUCGGCGCCGCAUUCUGGAAAUGCCCCAACAGCCCGCUCCCCGGGUUCGCGCUCAACUGCCUGGGCGAGAACUGCAAGACGAUCCUGCAGCCGUGCUCCAAGGACGCGGAUUGCGCGGGGGGCAGCGUGGCGUGCGCCCUGUUUCCGUCGUCGACGGAUCUCGCGGCGGUGCUGAAGGAGCAGGCGGGGUUCCUGAGUGAUGUGUUGAAGGGGAUGAGUCUUUACGAGGAUGGCGAGGCCCCCGGAUGCUUCAACGACCCCGCCGACACGACCAUCACCAACAACCUCGUGACCAACAUCCUCACCUACGUCCGGUCCUGGUUCCCCAACACAGGCGUCACCGACGUGUUUGGGCUCUGCGGCUUCGGCAGCUUCAAGAAAUCCAACCCCGGUUACGGCCACACGACAUCGUUGUUCCCGGUGGGAACGGCGCCGCCGACGUGUUUUGAUAGCGUGAUGAAUAUGCAGGUUACCGGGAAGGGGUUGGUUGCGUGGGACGGAGCGAUUGGGGGCGGGAAGAAUGCGGUGGAUGCGGGACAGACCGUUUUGGAGCCGACUUUGAGAGGCGUCCUCGACCGCCCGCAAACCACCCUAACCCCGCCCAAAGCCCGUCUCGCGCAAGCCACCUGCACGGGCGAAUUCCUCUUCCUCGACGGGCUCAUCCGGGUCCGUUUCAACCCCACGGGCCUGCCCGCGCUGCUCAGCUACGUCCAACAGCUCGCGAAAACACAGCAAGAGUGCCGCAUCGGGAAGAGUCUGACCGCGGAUCAGUUCAGCGUGCGGUGGGGGAUGUACUCGCUCGAUCCGUGGUUGUUUGCGGCGGAUGCGGGGAAUCCCGGGACGUUCAAACUGGGCGCGGCUCUGCCCGGCGGUGCGUUGGAUUGGAUGACCGAUUUCAAAAACGGGAUAGCCCCAACAACCCUCGCCCUCCCCUCGACCUGCUCCUUCACCACCUGGCUGCUAACCGGCACCUGCAACAUCGAAUACACCGGCCUCGCCGAGCUGCUUCAGCUGGACGUCAAGGUGCAAGGCAACGCGCAGAAAUGCUCGGGGGCCAUCUGGCCGUCGUUGAACCUCGAUUGUGUGGGGGCCGACUGCCAGUACUUGAUGACGGCCAAGCCGUGCGCGACGGGCUCGGACUGCGGGGCCAGCGCGCUGUGCACUCGGGUUCCUGAAGGCAUAUUGCCCAACGACAAGGACAUCACGAUGCCCGAUCUUCUCGGGAUGAGUCUGUUCACCAACAACGCGAGCGCCAACAUCUGCAACGUGUUCGACCGGAAGUUCAAGGACGGCUCGGCGUGCGGGGCUGCGAGCGUCGUGGACCAGGAUUACGACGUGUUGGCGCAGUUUGUUUUCGGGGGGGUGCCGAAUGAAAACCCCAAGAAUGGAAGGAAAUACUGCCUUCCCAACACCGACUUUAUCCACGGCGGCCGUAUCACCGCUUGGGCCAAGAAACAAGCCGUCGUCAGCACCGACAAUGUGGUGACGAUCCCCAGUCUAGGCGCGCUGACCAGCUACGUUGACCCGGAUCCGUCCUCCUCCUCGGGGACGGCCUCGUCCUCCCCGAAACAAACCUCCUCGGGAUCUUCCUCGUCCUCGGAAACCUCCUCCUCUCUCCUCCCCCUCGGCAGCGUCUGCCUGCAAUCCUCGUCGUGCGCCAGCAGCAACUGCAUCGGCAGCGUGUGCGUGCAGCCCAACCUCAAGCCCGCCGACGCCGAUUGCAACAAGGACAAAGAAUGCGCCAGCGGCGUGUGCGCCUCGUCCGUCUGCGCCUCGUUCUUCUCCGUCGCGGCCGGCGGGCAGUGCACGAUCCACGCGCAGUGCGAGAGCGGGAACUGCGUUGACCGGUUCUGCGCGGCGAGGGGGAAGGUGGGGUUGAACGCGGGGUGUGCGGCGGAUGGGGAGUGUGCGAGUGGGAGUUGUUAUGCGGGGGCGUGUGUGGUGCCGGGGAAGAAGGGCGCGGUUGGGGGGAGUUGCAAGGCUGCGGAGGAGUGUGAGAGUGCGACGUGUGAGCAGGGGAAGUGUGCGUUGAAGGUCGCGGCGAGUGGGAAGGCGUCGUUGGUUGCUGUGCUUGUGCAGGUCAAGACUGGCUUCACAGCAAACACAACUGCAACCAUCCGAACCCCCGGCAACCUCGCCCUAACGCUCGUCCCCGGCGACAACGCCCAAGUCAACGUCACCGUGUCCCCGGACCCGCCCAGCGGGGUCACUGCCCUCGCCAAGGGUCUCAACACGUACUAUCACUUUGACACGGACUCAGCGUCGUUUGUCGCAACCUUGGUCGUGUCGUACACCGAUGAAAUGCUAGCCACCCUCGGCGUGACGCCCGAGAAGCUCAAGUGGGCGCGGGCGUCCUCCUCGGGCGGGGCCUGGCAGGAGGUAGAGACGAAGGUGGACACGAGCAACAAGAAGGUGAUUGCGUCGACGAGCACGUUCUCGACAUGGACGAUUGGGGCGUCGUCGUCGGCGGCGGUGAUGCGGGGGGUGCACGGUUGGGGGUGGUGCUGGUGGGCGUGUUGGUGGGGAUUGUUGGGCCGAGCUUUGUUUAGGGUGUGGUGUGAGGGGGGUGAAUUGUAACACUCAGUGGUGUGGCGGGGAAUGGAAUAGUGUCGUUUUUUUGCGUUGACAAUGCCGUCGUGCAAGAACAAGAAAGGGAGGUUUGCGAAAGUCAUAUUCCCAUUGCUA